AUGGAGGAGCUAUGCUACGUCUCCGAUGACGGCGCAUCCAUGCUCUUCUUCGACACCCUCUUCGAGACGGCCGAGCGCAUCGCCUCCUCGCCCGCCGCCGGCGAGAAGCCCACUCCUGAAGACCAAAAGCGAGGGGUGUUUUUACAAAAUUACCGCGACAUACGGCAGAAGCACUGCGCGCUUUAUUAUUAUAGGGGAGAUAUGUUGAGUACCCAUCCUCGCGAACCCUACCCAGCCACUCGUCGCCUCCUUCCCUUCCAGAUCGCCACCACCACCUUCCUCCCCAUCCCCUCCCCGCACCAGUGCACGCUGUCGUUCGCUUCUCCACCUGCAAGCGAAGCCGAGCCCGCGGUCUCCCUCCCCAAGAUCGCUCCGGGGCCCGCGGUCCUCCUCCACCUACAGCUCGUCCCCUCUACGAUCGUGUUGCCGACCUGUUCGUUGUUGGGCUUCGACGAGCUGAGUAGCAGAGCACCACCGACGGAUCCUCCUUCCGCCUGCAGUCGCUUGCCAUCCGGCGACGCACGGUUGCAGAGGUGGGAGGGAAGCAGAAGAGGGCGCGACAAGCUGCCACAUCUCACGUCCAAUUAUACUAUCGUCUCCAUCCUCUCUGAGCUUGGAGAAUACGUCUCGUUAUACAACACGCGUGGACCAAGUCUCAUUUAAUUUUUGUACUGGAUCAGUCAUAACUGUUGUGGACGUGGGAUAGCACUCCAUAAGCACCGGCCUUGUUCAUGGCAUGCCCUGUAGCUCUUCUUCCAGUGGAGAGCAGAAGAACAAGAGUAGAUGGCCUCGGCGGAAACAUACAUAUGUUAGCAUAUUGACGAAGGACUUGAUUCUGUGUUUUACUUUCUUGGGUGUACGCCGGGAACGCGCUGAUGUAUAUCAAACUUGUUUGUGCGCUUGCAUUGCAGACUUCUUUUGCAGAAACAUGGCAUGCCUGUAGCUCCUCUUCAUGAUUCGAGUUUACUAUGAAGAACGGAGUUAAGUGAUUUUUCAGUAAUAAUACAUGUAAGGAUUUCAGUUGUAAAUCAGUAGUCCGAAACAAGUGGUGAAACUAAAAUACAUCAUUUUCCAAA
Hordeum vulgare subsp. vulgare (domesticated barley) is the source of this 1076-nucleotide messenger RNA. RefSeq lists its product as uncharacterized. NCBI's taxonomy places the organism in Eukaryota, Viridiplantae, Streptophyta, Magnoliopsida, Poales, Poaceae. The transcript is spliced from 5 exons. Bases 1 to 663 code for a protein of 220 amino acids. The record is from RefSeq and is a predicted model, not a curated record.